CAUUCACACAACUCAGAACUUUUUCAACGCAUCAGAAUCAAACAACUUCGGUCGGCGAAUACUUCUAGAUUCAGAAUUUCGCAUCGACCAUAUCAUCAUACUAUAUGUAUGUAUCUAAUAAAUGUUUCCCUCACUUCUUCGCUAAUUUUUAAGAUUACUUCCAUUCAUUCUAUUUUUUUCAUUAACCUAAUAAAACACGAUGAGCACUUCUCAACAACGUUAUCUCCUCUUCGCUUUCACAACGUUAAUAGUUGUCUUCAGCUUCAACACUUCACCAGUCUCAGCUCGUUUAUUUCCCAACGUGUCUUCCAUCCCAACCUGGAACUCCUCCCACGCGCCACCGGGUGGCGCGUGGAAUGCUUAUCGCAACUUCACCGGAUGCCGCCCGGGAAAAACAUAUAACGGACUUUCAAAUCUGAAAAACUACUUUCAGUAUUUUGGCUAUAUCUCGAAAGCGUUGUCGAAGUCAUCCAACUUCACGGAUGACUUUGACGACGCGCUCGAGGCAGCCAUCAAAGCCUACCAGAAGAACUUCAACCUCAACAUCACGGGCGAGCUUGACGACCCUACGAUGAAUCAAAUCGUCAAGCCACGCUGUGGCGUGGCUGACAUCAUCAACGGAACCACAACAAUGAACUCCGGGAAGUCAAACACCACUGAUUCACCGAAGUUUCACUCGGUGGCUCAUUAUUCAUUCUUCGACGGCCAGCCGCGGUGGCCGGAGGGAACGCAAGAACUAACCUACGCCUUCGAUCCGGACAACGCUCUCGACGACGUGAGUAAGACCGUGUUUGGCAACGCGUUUAGCAGAUGGUCUGAGGUGACCACAAUUUCUUUCCGCGAAACGUCGUCGUACGCGGCUGCGGACAUAAGAAUAGGGUUUUACGGUGGGGACCACGGGGACGGUGAGCCUUUCGACGGCGUGUUGGGCACGUUGGCACACGCGUUCUCGCCGACGAACGGGAGGUUCCAUCUCGACUCGGCGGAGGACUGGGUGGCCUCCGGCGACGUGACAAAGGCGUCGCUGUCGAACGCGGUGGACCUUGAAUCCGUCGCGGUGCAUGAGAUUGGGCACUUGCUAGGGUUAGGGCACUCUUCCGUCGAAGAUGCUAUUAUGUACCCUACGAUAACCGCGAGAACAAGGAAGGUGGAGCUCAAUGAAGAUGAUAUUCUAGGGAUUCAGGUUCUCUACGGUUCCAACCCUAACUUCACGGGAACUCCUGCUACGUCUUCGCGACAGAGCGACACGAGCGACGGUGGUGUUAGGCACGUGGGAGUCACGGGCGCUGUGCUUUUCACCUUCCUUUUGUUCUUCUUCGUGUUUGGAUUGCACGUGUGAUUUUUGGUUGGACGGGGUUUUCGGUUUAUUUGGUUGUUGGGUAGUUCUAUACAGAUACGCACGUGUAUACUUUUGUACUAUGAUUCGUCAGCAUUAAUUCUUCAUUCUUUUUGUGUGAUAGUUGAUUACAGAAUAAUGAUAUACUGUUCCAUAAAUAAUUCUACCAAAGUAAAUGAAUCUAACAUGCUGCAUUGCAUUUUAUA
This is a messenger RNA of Glycine soja, 1542 nucleotides long. Its product is annotated as metalloendoproteinase 3-MMP-like. The transcript has a single exon. The record is from RefSeq and is a predicted model, not a curated record. Lineage: Eukaryota; Viridiplantae; Streptophyta; Magnoliopsida; Fabales; Fabaceae. Gene Ontology annotation, molecular function: metalloendopeptidase activity; zinc ion binding. Gene Ontology annotation, biological process: proteolysis; extracellular matrix organization; collagen catabolic process. The coding region runs from base 200 to 1339 and encodes 379 amino acids. Gene Ontology annotation, cellular component: extracellular matrix.